Lottia gigantea (owl limpet) is the source of this 345-nucleotide messenger RNA. RefSeq lists its product as hypothetical. The annotation marks the transcript as partial. Lineage: Eukaryota; Metazoa; Mollusca; Gastropoda; Lottiidae. The transcript has a single exon. The record is from RefSeq and is a predicted model, not a curated record.
ACCACUAGCAGUACAACUACAGUUCCUAUAUACCUAAUAACAAAUCAUUCAACUACAGUUACUAUAUACCUAAUAACACAUCAUACAACUACAGUUCCUAUAUACCUAAUAACAAAUCAUACAACUACAGUUCCUAUAUACCUAAUAACAAAUCAUACAACUACAGUCCAUAUAUACCUAAUAACAAAUCAGACAACUACAGUUACUAUAUACCUAAUAACAAAUCAUACAACUACAGUUACUAUAUACCUAAUAACACAUCAUACAACUACAGUUACUAUAUACCUAAUAACAAAUCAUAUAACUACAGUUACUAUAUACCUAAUAACACAUCAUACAACUACA